CCCCAUCCACAUCCCACCAUGGCCGGCCCUCCCACAGCCUUCUCAAACGCCCACAGGCUUUACGUCAAGUCGCUCUACAAGCGAUAUCUCGUCAACUCGUUGAAUUGGUAUAUCAGGAGAGAUCUGUGGAGAGAAAGGGCCAUUGAGAUCAGGGCCGAGUUUGAGAGGAACAGGAACAUCACCGACCCUCGAGCCCUUGCCAUCGUCCUUGAACAAGCAGAGGCCAGACUUGAGAAGGAGAUCCAUCCCGACCCAUACAGACCACCUUUGUUCCCCGAUGGUACGAAAUGGGAACGAAACAUUCCCCCUCGCAUGUUCACCGCUCAAGAGAAGGCGGAUGCUCUGGCGGCUUACAACGCCCCCCACUAGGCAUGUGUAUGAGCAGGAUUGUACGGUAUAUGCAUCGAUGGAACUUUGGAAACACCACAAGCGAGCAACAGACGACGGCACUCCUUGG
Molecule: messenger RNA, 457 nt
Organism: Cryptococcus amylolentus CBS 6039
Lineage: Eukaryota; Fungi; Basidiomycota; Tremellomycetes; Tremellales; Cryptococcaceae
Exons: 6
Coding region: 19-369 (116 amino acids)
Biological process (GO): mitochondrial electron transport, NADH to ubiquinone
Source: RefSeq, a predicted model, not a curated record